UGUAAGGCAUGACUAAACAAUGGAUUUCCUUACUCUUUUUGGAACCCAAAUAAGUAUAUAUACAUAUUAACAUAUAUCUACAUUGCUUGUUUUUGAUAUUUAGGUGGGCAUAGACGCAGUAUCAACGCUAAUAAAGGAUAAGUGCAAAUGUCAUGGAGUUUCUGGUUCUUGUUCAAUGAAAACUUGCUGGAAAAAGUUAUCUGAAUUCAAUUCAACGUCAACACUUCUGCGACAGAAGUACGAUCAGGCAAUCAGAAAGGCUCCGAACUCACGCACAAUACGUCGAGAUGCACCCAUAAAUCGGUUAAAACGGCGAAAACAGAAAAUAGGAAAAAAAUCGCAAUACACCACUUUGUAUUAUUUGGAAACAUCGCCGACUUAUUGCUCGGUAACCAAGGAUCGUCAGUGUCUGCAUCCGGACAACUGCGCAAAUCUAUGCUGUGGACGCGGAUACACGACUCAUGUUUUUAAGCAAGUGGAAAAGUGUCGCUGCCGUUUUAACAAUGGACGUUGCUGCCAACUUAUUUGCGAUUACUGCCAACGAUUUGAGGAUAAAUAUUUUUGUAAAUAGUUUUUCCGUCUUAUUUUAUUAUUAUUAAAAGGCAUUGGGCAUGCUCUCGUCAAAUUAAACAAUAUCUUGCCUACAAAAUAAGUAAAGUCCCGAAAUGCUUUCAGUGCUUACGCGUUUAAAGAAAAAAACAAAGAUCAUAAAUACCACCACCAUUGUAUGUAAGUCACUGACAGAGAAAGCUCUUACUCGAGCGCGUUCAUAAAAACUAUCAGGAAAGGUUUUCUCUUGGUAUUUGUUUUGAUCGGAACUGAUUUACGUACUUAUACAAGAGAAAGCGUAAAGAUUAGAUCGCGGCAGCAUCUAUAUUUUAGGUUCUAAAAGCCUUUAACCUUGAUUCUAUGCAAGGUUUUUACACCCUAAUCCCGGGCAUUGUGGAAUUGGAUUCCCCAUUUGUAUACCUUAUAAAUAUAUAUAACUUAUCAAAUCCCAGUAAAUAACUUGCCAAUAAUGCAUUUCAAAGACAAUUCGAACAA
This is a messenger RNA of Rhagoletis zephyria (snowberry fruit fly), 1044 nucleotides long. Its product is annotated as protein Wnt-4-like. Gene Ontology annotation, cellular component: extracellular region. Gene Ontology annotation, molecular function: cytokine activity; frizzled binding. The record is from RefSeq and is a predicted model, not a curated record. Lineage: Eukaryota; Metazoa; Arthropoda; Insecta; Diptera; Tephritidae. Gene Ontology annotation, biological process: neuron differentiation; multicellular organism development; cell fate commitment.